Molecule: messenger RNA, 2843 nt
Organism: Zonotrichia albicollis (white-throated sparrow)
Lineage: Eukaryota; Metazoa; Chordata; Aves; Passeriformes; Passerellidae
Source: RefSeq, a predicted model, not a curated record
GAAAGGACAGAAUCAUAUUUGCAACCAAGGAGGACCAUGAGACACCGAGCAGUGCUGAGCUGGUUGCAGAUGACCCAGAUGACCCUUAUGAAGAGCAAGGAUUGAUAUUGCCCAAUGGAGAUAUCAAUUGGAAUUGCCCAUGUCUGGGUGGAAUGGCUAGUGGUCCCUGUGGGGAGCAGUUCAAGUCAGCCUUUUCUUGUUUCCACUAUAGCUCAGAAGAAAUAAAGGGAUCAGACUGUGUGGACCAAUUCCGUGCCAUGCAGGAAUGCAUGCAAAAAUACCCAGAUCUUUACCCUCAAGAGGAUGAAAAUGAUGAGAAGUCCAGCAAGGAUUUGGAAGCUGCCUCUAUGGAGGCCUCUGCUGCCAAAGAGGAGGAAGGAUCCAGCUAAUGAAGAUGCAAGGAGGCUGUCGUCUCCAUUUCUCAUUUUCAGACAUGGACUUCUGCACUGUGUCUGUCUUCUGAGUAGUGAGGAAAUGUUCCACCAUAUUCUGUGCACUGUAUCAUAAUAAAUAAUUUAUUCCCGAAGGAGAAAUCUCAGAGCUUCAGCCUUGCAGAUAAAUGCUGCAAAAAGAGUGAGUGUGUAUGUACUGUGUAACCUGGUUUUGGACACAGUUAAAACUUUAACAGCUGUUCUUUACCCUCAAGUUUUCCUUGAGUUUUGACUUGAGUAAUGUCUUGAAGUACAUAACUUUCAAUUAAAAUUCCACUGGCACACCAGGUCUGUCUUCAUUUCAGUAUGUUCUGAUCAGUAGCUGCUUUUUAUUUAAUGUGUUCUGUUCUGUCAGUAGAAGGUACAUUAAAUGAUUGUUUUUCCUUUAAGAUUUAUUUUUUCCAAAGUGAUGCAAGACACUGAAAAUGGUCUAGGUCUAGAAUUUCUAAAAUAAUUUCAAAUGGUGUUACUAAAUUAUGGUUGCGUUUUACUACUGGCAUCAGAUCAGGACUGCCAGGAAAACUUUGAAAUGCAACGUCUUUGAUUUCAUUUACUUACUGUGAUGCCUUUUGCAUUUUUAAAAAUGGUGUAUUGUGCUACUGAUGAUUCAGAUGAAUGAAAAGAAUGUUGGUCACUGGCUUUAUUUUUGCUCUGAAAAUACAGCUUUUGGGUUCCUUUGGUUAUUACCUUCUCCUUCAAGGUAUAGAUGGGCACUUGUAAAAUACUCUGAGAUACAAUAAAUUGUUAGCUGGUGUAAUGAUCUCAAAACAGAUACUGUGACUUAAGUGCAUAUUAAAAAGAAAAUACUUUUUACCCUCACUGGAAGCUCCUGUGUCUUUGUGGUGUGGUGUUUUGUUUGGUUGGUUUUUGGUUAACACUGAUUGGAUUUGAGAACUGUUCUGUGCUUUAAGCAGAUCUCAAAUGAAUUUGUGGCUUGUGAAGUUGCUCCAGCUUGUCAGAUUUUUAUUCUUGUCUUAUUCUUUUCUCCCCAGCCCAGGCAGGAAGGCAUAAAAAACCUAAAGCUUUUUCAUUAGUUGUAGUAGACUGGACCAUGAACCAGCAAAUUAACAUGAACAGCUAUUAAUAUAUUUGAAAAUUACUUAAAAGGUACAAAUAAUGUAAUAGUUCAAUAUUGUUUAAUAGCUGUAGAUAAGCUAUACUCCAUUGUUUGUCUUUCUGAGCAAAAGAUAGGCUGUGAGAUUUUUUUUUUCAAAUGAGAUUGUGGCUGCGGUUGUUGGGUUUUUUUUCUCCCCUUGUGUUGGCUACCUCACCCAAAGCACAAAGGGUUGUAGUGUCAGUAAUGCAGCCACAAAGUCCAGCAAUGUUCAAACUCUUCCCUUUCUCUGUGGGCAGCACCCUGGAGUCCUCAGUAGCAUUAAUUCCAUGUAGCACUUUCAUGUCUUGCUUGCUUAAGUGAAUUCGGUGCCACUGAUGUUUCUGAAUGUUUGAGGGGAAUUUUGGUCAAGAUUUACAGUGUCUUGAGGUGUUUGUAUUUCAGUGCAGCUGUUGGAUCCUCAGAAAAAAGUUUGUAGGCAGUUAAGUGGCUGACAGCUACUUUGUUCUGAGGGCAGUGAUAGCAGGGAUUGUGCAUUGCUGCUUUCCAAAGAAACAAAGUGAGACAGAACUUCUCAGUGUGGCUCUUUCAGGCAUAAGAGGCCAAGUGCCAAGUUAACCUGAGUAAACAGGCACAAAAGCAGCAGAGAUAAUCUUUGGCACUUAGGCAAUAGAUGAACACUGGGCACUAAAUUAGAAAAAAAUCACAUGCACCCGAGCUUCUGGUUGUUCAAAUGGAAAUCUAGUGCACUCUGUGAGGAAGCAAAAGCUGUUUGUCAGCCGGUGCUCUGUUCUAACAAGUUGCCUCUUCUUUCUUUUUUUGCUAUGCUUUUUUUCCCCUCAUUGCCUUUGUGCUCUAAAGUGUUUGGAUGUAUCCUCUGCAACUGUAUUUGUAGCCUCUGUGUACAAAACAUAAAAUGUGGGAAUCUUGGCCUACAGUGGGUAGGGAUGUGCACCUAAUACUGACAGAGGGACCUGGGGGAUAAUCUGACACUUUGGAAGGUGUGUUCAGGAUGGAUUUGCUGCUUUCUGACUGUUGUGCUGCAUCCAGUACAAAUAUGAAGUAUGUAUAAGGAUAUUAGACCAAAAACUGUGAAAAGCACUGUGUAAUGUGUUUCAAGUGUUUUGAGAAAGGAAGUCAUAGCUUUAAUCCUAAAUAGUUCUUUGUGGAAUUUUUUUUUUUUUUUUUGCUGUGUAAACUGAUGCACUUGUGAAUGCAUUGACAAUGUAACUCCUUGUUUCUGUUUCCCAGCAUUUGCUUAAUUUGAUUUUCCUCCUAUAGUUGCAUGCCCCCAUUUUAAAUCUAAAAUCAAUCAGUGGUUAUUUUAAUAUAUAAUAAAGAUGAUAAAAUGAUCCUUG